This is a messenger RNA of Lactuca sativa (garden lettuce), 3037 nucleotides long. Its product is annotated as prolyl oligopeptidase family protein. Gene Ontology annotation, molecular function: dipeptidyl-peptidase activity; serine-type peptidase activity. Gene Ontology annotation, biological process: proteolysis. Lineage: Eukaryota; Viridiplantae; Streptophyta; Magnoliopsida; Asterales; Asteraceae. The record is from RefSeq and is a predicted model, not a curated record.
UUAUGCAAAUCAGGCCUGAAUAUUUAAACUUAGGGUUGUGCUCUCCAAUAAUCCGAACCAGAACUCCAAAAGUCCAACGAUCGUCAACAAUCAUGGCCCCUGCUCGUCAGUCGGCCCGCUCAAACCCUCGCUCAAUCCUUCGCUGAUCAGUGAUCACCGCUCGUCCGCUCCCCGCUGGAAUCAAUCAGGAUCAGAUUCAAAACAAAUUGUUGCAUAAUUUUGCUCAUGAUAGAUGAAUAAUGCAGAAUAUAGGUAAUGGAGAAUUGGAAAUUAUUUGACCAGAAAGUCAAUGCAUCGUAAAUUGUGAUCUCCACCCUAUUUGAACUUUUUUAGUUCUCCAAUAUACGUCUAAUUUUCAGAAGAGAAUACUCCUCACAACUUCCAUAGUCGGUACUAAUUUAUCCGAUCCCAUUUCCAAAUCAGUCACUAUCGACAUGUCGGAACUUUUGCUGAUCACAAAAUCGUAUCUUUUCUGAGAGUCAUAUAUGUAAUGAGUAAGUAAUUGCUUAGGCAGUUCAUCCACCAAAUUGUGUGUGAUCUGAUCCCUCUUGGACAUCGAAGAAGAUUUGUGAUGGUUACAAUGAUGAUAUUGAAUUUUAUAGUUUGAUUGUUGUGGUAAACACGUGAAUCUGAUGCAAUCCGGUGAAAACAAGAAGUUGAAAUACUCGAAUUUGACAUGCAAGAGCAAGAUGCCUCAGCCAGACAGUGUUGAUGAGCAGAUUCCUUUUUCAAUUGAGAAGAUAGUGCAGUACCCAUUACCCGGUUACGGUUCUCCAACUUCAGUUAAUUUUAGUCCUGAUGAUAAUCUUAUAUCUUACUUGUAUAGUCCGGAUCAAACAUUAAACAGAAAAGUCUUCAUCUUUGAUCUCACAACUUGUAAGCAAGAAGUGUUUUUUAGCCCACCCGAUGGUGGUCUUGAUGAAGAUAAUCUAUCAGAAGAAGAGAAGUUUAGAAGGGAAAGAUCAAGAGAGCGUGGUUUGGGGGUGACACGCUAUGAAUGGGUGAAAACAAGCUCCAAGAAGACCACAAUCAUGGUGCCUUUGCCUGCUGGGAUAUAUUUCAUGGAUCGUUCUUUACAACCACAGCUGAAGCUUCCCAGUGAUACCUCUCCCAUUGUUGAUCCACAUCUUUCUCCGGAUGGUACUAUGCUUGCUUAUGUAAGAAACCAUGAACUACACGCAUUAGAUCUUUUGUACAACAGGUCCAAACGCUUGACAUCUGGCGCUAAUGGGACCACUAAGACACAUGCUGUAGCCGAGUAUAUCGCACAGGAAGAGAUGGAUCGAAGGAAUGGUUACUGGUGGUCCCCAGACAGCAAAUGCAUAGCUUUUACGGAGGUGGAUUCAUCUGAAAUACCUGUUUACAGAAUCAUGCACCAGGGUAAGACUACAACCGGUUCAGAGGCUCAAGAAGAACACGCCUACCCUUUUGCGGGGGCCACAAAUGUGAAGGUCCGUCUUGGUGUUGUCCCUGUUAUUGGUGGGGCCGUCACCUGGAUGGAUCUUUGCUGCGGUGGGAGUGGGACCGAUGGUGAAAACGAGUAUUUAGCUAGAGUCAACUGGAUGCAUGGAAAUGCCGUGAUCGCCCAAGUAUUAAACAGGUCUCAUUCCAAACUUAAGCUCCUCAAGUUUGACAUCAAAACAGGCAAAGGAAAAUGCAUCUUUGUUGAAGAACACGACAAGUGGAUCAAUCUGCACGAUUGCUUCACGCCUUUGGAUAAAGGAGGCGGGUUUUUAUGGGCCAGUGAAAAAACUGGAUAUAGACAUGUUUAUCUGCAUGAUGAAAACGGUGUGUGCAUGGGACCCAUAACGCAAGGUGAAUGGAUGGUUGAACAGAUUGUCGGGGUGAAUGAAGCCUCCGGGUUCAUAUAUUUCACCGGAACCUUAGACGGGCCUCUCGAGUGUCAUCUUUAUCGUGCUAAACUGUCUCUUCCAGCAAAUGAAUUAGAAAGGCCGGUGAAGCUGACACCUGGUAAGGGAAAACACAUUGUGGUGCUUGAUCAUCAGAUGCAGAAAUUUGUAGAUAUUCAUGAGUCUCUGGAUUCGCCUCCUAGAGUGUCACUCUGCUCGUUGCAUGAUGGGUCCCUGAUUAGGUGUCUUUAUGAGCAACAAGCGGCUACAAUCCCAAGAGUGAAGAAAUUACAGAUCGACCCUCCAAAGAUGUUUGAAAUCCAAGCGAAAGACGGGACGCUUCUAUACGGGGCUUUAUAUAAACCGGACGAAGCAAAAUUCGGACCUCCGCCUUAUAAAACCAUGAUUGCUGUGUAUGGUGGUCCGGGUGUACAGCUUGUGAGCGAUUCGUGGGCCAACACUGUUGAUAUGAGAGCUCAGUUUCUUAGAAGUAAAGGCAUCCUAGUAUGGAAGAUGGAUAACAGGGGUAGCUUGAGGCGAGGGCUGGAGUUUGAAAGUGCAGUGAAGUACAAUUUUGGGCGUUAUGACGCGGAGGACCAGGUGGCGGGAGCGGAAUGGCUGAUAAAAGAAGGGCUGGCGAAAGCGGAGCACAUUGGGCUGUACGGGUGGAGCUACGGAGGAUACCUGUCGGCCAUGGCACUGUGUCGGUUUCCGGAGAUGUUCAGGUGUGGGGUUGCCGGUGCGCCUGUGAGCUCAUGGGACGGGUAUGAUUCGUUUUACACAGAGAAGUAUAUGGGUAUGCCGGAUGAAAACAAAACGGGUUAUUGGUUCGGGUCGGUGAUGAACCAUGUGGGCAAGAUGAAAGGGAAGCUUUUGUUGGUUCACGGGUUGAUUGAUGAGAAUGUUCAUUUCAGGCAUACGGCCCGCCUUUUGAAUGCCUUGGUGGCUGCUCGCAAGCCGUACGAGCUGUUGCUGUUCCCGGAUGCACGCCAUAUGCCUCGCCCUCUCAAGGAUCGCCUUUACAUGGAACAAAGAAUUUGGGACUUCAUUCAAACCGCUUUAUGAAUAACUAUUUUUUUUUUUUUUUUUCUCAGCUCACCUGUUUUACUUUUAUUUUAUGACCAUAUAAUAUACAAAAAUAUGAUGGAUUGGAUGGUGUUGGACUCAAACAAGAUUUCAUUUCUCAA